Messenger RNA from Aspergillus homomorphus CBS 101889, 1399 nucleotides. RefSeq lists its product as uncharacterized. The record is from RefSeq and is a predicted model, not a curated record. Bases 83 to 1375 code for a protein of 430 amino acids. Lineage: Eukaryota; Fungi; Ascomycota; Eurotiomycetes; Eurotiales; Aspergillaceae. The transcript has a single exon.
CCCAACCCACGUAACCCCCCUCUCUCAAUCUCAUUUCCUUUCCUGCAGGUCUGGUCGUAUAGGUCUGGUCUUAAGCAUUACAAUGUCUGCCCGGCUAAUGCGCCUUGUGCCCCUUGCCGGGCUCCUCGUGGGCCUUCUCCUCACCCUCUUCUAUCUCUACAGGGGGGUUUCAUCUUCAUUAGAGACGGACUCUGACCACCACAUCCAGCCCAAUGCUGACCUCUUGAACAUACACCAUGAGGUCUUCUCGGCGUCUACCCCUGACAAGAGAUACUUUCACAUCGAUUUCGGGUCACAUCAAGGCUUCAAUCCCAGCAUCAUCCCGCAUCCUGUGUUGGAGGACAGAUGGUUCAUCACGGCGCAACUCACCCGCAAUCGCUCCGAGACGGAGCCACUCUCUGUUUGGAGCGCAGAGCUGGUGUGCACAGCCAGUUUUCAGGACCAUGGUCGCACCCUCCGCUGCGUUGACCAGGCGCUCAUCCUGCCCGUCGCUGCGACGACCAGUGACCAAACGCGCUGCCAUGGCGAACUGGAAAUCAUGUCCAUAAGCCUGGGCCCGCACGAUGCGCGCAUCUUCUACGGGCCCGACCGACCAUACGCGGUGUAUGGCUCGAACUCGCAGCACACCUGCUUUGGCCAGUGGGCGAUCGAUUUCCGGGUGCUAGUCGACUGGCCAGGCGAGGAGAUCAUGCAGACGCCAGCGUACCGGCAGCCGGUCGAGCUGCAGCGUCCGCUGCUGCCAGGCUAUUCCCUCAUUGAGAAGAACUGGUUUCUGUUCUGGGACGUGCAGGGGUCGGCGUACGUGCAUUACGAUGUUGCGCCCGCGCGCGCCUUCUCCCGACUGCUGAGCAUCGCCGAUGGCUCGGUCGGACCUGAUCUGGCGUCCGCUGCUGCGCCGGUCGACGAGCCCUGUCUGCGGCGGUAUUUACCGGUGCUGGCAGAUCCCAGACACGAGUCCGUCCACCAAGCCACCAAUUCGCUGGCGAUCACGCUGUGCGACCGGGCGGAUCCCAACUGUCAGCCCAGUGAGGACAACACUUUUGUCUUCACGAUCUUCCAACAUAAGAAGUAUGUUGCCUUUCACAGUGUCUAUGAGCCGUACGUUAUGCUCUUCCGCCAGCGCGAGCCGUUCGAGGUGUUUGGUGUCUCCACUAAACCGGUCUGGAUCCAUGGACGCGGUGCAUCGAGCGUCGAGGAGGAUCAGUCGGAAAUGCUGUAUGUGACCUCGAUUAGCUGGAAGCAGGCAGGCCAGAGGUAUCACGGGCAUAUAGAUGAUGUGAUGUUUUUGGCGUUCGGGCGGGAGGAUUCGCAGCCCGGGGGAAUCGAUGUCGUUGCGAGGGACUUGCUGGAUGGAUUGGGUUACUGCUUUGGAUGACCAUAGUCGCUCGGAAUGUACUGU